AUGGCAUCACCCCCUACUGAUCCACCUGAUAAGGUUAAAUCAGAAUCUCGCUUUUGGCCUUAUUUCAAGGACUGUAUUGGUGCAAUAGAUGUGACUCAUAUACCGUGCAUGGUGUAUAACAUAGAUCAGACGCCCUAUCGAAAUAGACAUGGUUUUCUCUCUCAGAACAUCUUGGCAGCUUGCACAUUUGAUCUCAAAUUCAUUUAUGUCUUAGCUGGGUGGGAGGGUUCUGCUAAUGAUGCAAGAGUCUUGAAGGAUGCAAUGAGUAGACCUUAUGGACUUCCACUUCCACAGAUUAAAUUUUAUCUAGUUGACUGCGGCUAUCCAAAUAGGUUACAAUUUCUUGCUCCAUACCGAGGUCAAAGGUACCAUCUUUCAGAGUUCGGUCCUGCUAAUAAUCGACAACGACCACGAAAUUCAAAAGAAGUUUUCAAUCAUCGGCAUGCGUCUCUUAGAAAUUAUGUCGAGCGCAUCUUUGGAGUUUUUAAGUCUAGAUUCACUAUUUUCAUGAGCCAACCUCCAGGUUUUCCGUAUGCCACACAAAUAAAGAUGUUCGUUGCAUGUGUAGGAUUACAUAACUUUUUAAGAUUGGAGAAUACAAAUAAUGACUUCAACAUUUAUGAUCUUCCACUAGAAGCUCCACGAAAUGUUGCUGAUGCAGAUGAUGACUCCGAUGAAGAAGAUGAGUUACAGACUCAACAGACUCAACGAGCAGCUGCGGGAGCUUGGAAAAAUUCUAUGGCAGAGGCCAUGUGGGAUGAUGGAAGUCGAUUGUAA
Asparagus officinalis (garden asparagus) is the source of this 777-nucleotide messenger RNA. RefSeq lists its product as uncharacterized. NCBI's taxonomy places the organism in Eukaryota, Viridiplantae, Streptophyta, Magnoliopsida, Asparagales, Asparagaceae. The coding region runs from base 1 to 777 and encodes 258 amino acids. The record is from RefSeq and is a predicted model, not a curated record. The transcript is spliced from 4 exons.